GAUGUGGUCCCUAAUGGCUCGGCCUAGAACUGCAGAUAUCCAGAAUUCUGCUCUAAAAUUUGGAAACUUGUAUAUGAACCCGUGAAGCAUAUAAAAUUUACAAUUUCUAUUAAUCUAGCAAAAUGAAGAAAACAGAAAUCCCAGAAGUAUUACUAAGUUCUGGUCAUAAGAUGCCAUUGAUAGGGAUGGGAACUGUAGCAGUCCCUCUUCCACCAUCAGAAAUUAUCGUCCCCGUUUUCAUUAAUGCCAUAGAAAUUGGUUAUCGCCAUUUUGAUAGCGCUGCUCUUUAUGGCUCUGAAGAGUCCCUUGGGCAAGCCGUGGCAGAAGCAUUAGACCGAGGCCUUCUAAGCAGUCGUGAAGAUUUGUUCAUUACUUCCAAGCUGUGGUGCCCGGAUGCUCACCAUGAUCUUGUUCUUCCAGCACUCAAGAAGUCACUCCAGAGGUUGCGAUUAGAAUAUGUGGAUCUUUAUCUGAUUCAUAUGCCAGCAAGGGUAAAGCAAGAAGUUGAGGGCCUAAAUUUUUCGGAAUAGGAUUUGCUGCCCUUUGACAUGAAAGGAACAUGGGAAGCCAUGGAAGAGUGUUCAAGAUUAGGUUUGUGCAAGUCCAUCGGUGUAAGCAACUUUAGUUCCAAAAAAAUAUCUCAGCUUCUUGAACAUGCAACCAUCUCUCCUGCCGUUAAUCAGGUGGAAAUGAAUGCCGCGUGGCAACAGAAAAAAUUGCUAGAAUUCUGCAAAGAGAAAGGAAUUCACGUGAGUGCAUGGUCUCCUUUGGGGGCCAAUGGAGCUUGCUGGGGUUCUCUUGCAGUGAUGGAGAGUCCAAUCCUUAAAGAAAUUGCUGCUGCAAAAGUAAAGAGUGUUGCCCAGAUUGCUCUAAGAUGGAUACAAGAGCAAGGAGCGAGUGUAAUUGUUAAGAGUUUCAACAAGGAGAGGAUGAAACUCAACCUGCAAAUCUUUGACUGGGAAUUGAGCACAGAAGAUACAGAAAAGAUUAAGAAUAUUCCACAGCGAAGGGGAUACUCAGGAGAAAUGUUUAUUUCUAAAGAUUAUGGUCCUUACAAGUCAUUGGAGGAAUUUUGGGAUGAUGAUAUUGAUAAUUACCAGUGAAUGAUAUUUCUCCACCAAGUCAAUAAGCAUGUAUUUGUAAUUUA
Molecule: messenger RNA, 1147 nt
Organism: Populus trichocarpa (black cottonwood)
Lineage: Eukaryota; Viridiplantae; Streptophyta; Magnoliopsida; Malpighiales; Salicaceae
Product: methylecgonone reductase-like
Exons: 4
Cellular component (GO): cytosol
Molecular function (GO): aldose reductase (NADPH) activity
Source: RefSeq, a predicted model, not a curated record